Molecule: messenger RNA, 3189 nt
Organism: Ixodes scapularis (black-legged tick)
Lineage: Eukaryota; Metazoa; Arthropoda; Arachnida; Ixodida; Ixodidae
Product: VPS35 endosomal protein-sorting factor-like
Exons: 25
Coding region: 142-3072 (976 amino acids)
Biological process (GO): endocytic recycling
Cellular component (GO): endosome
Source: RefSeq, a predicted model, not a curated record
CAUCAGCACUCGGCGCUUCUCGGCUUGAGCGGCUUGAGCUUGUCCGCGGCUUCUCAGGUCCUUCACGACUGCUCACUCCUCAUCGUCACCGAAAUAUUUCACUUUUCCGAUGUUCGAGAUUCACGGCUACGUGAAGUCACAAUGACGUUUACGUGGGAAAGCAAAGUGAUCAAUUACGAGGCUGAACGAAAGGAGCGGCGUUGCGCCUUGGAAGAAGUCACCGAUCACCCGCUCAAGAUCAGCGUCAUCACCUUGCAAGAUGGCCGCCCGCAGCGCCGUUCGGGCACAUCUAGCAGCAGCGGCUCGUCGUCCGCUUCGGGGACCCCCCGUCGGUCGUCCGCCACCACGUCCUGGGGAGGCCUGGACCCCCUGUCCAGCCUCCACCCGCUGGGCAGCGCCCUCGAGGGCCUCGACCCCCUGUCCAUGAUGAGCGCGGAGGACGGCGGAGAGAAGUCGGAACACUUUGCCACGAAGGGCAGUGGCGCCUUGGACGAGAGCUUCGAGGCUUGGGCCGUCAAAAAAUCCGGUAUCCUGGCCAAGUACUCCACGUCUGAGAAGCUCUCCAUAACCACCAGCUUCCUGUCAGGCGGAGAGAAAGUGAUGGUGAAGACGCAGAGUGCGGUAACGGACAAGGUGAAGAACAGACUGGAGCAGCUCGACGACUUUGAGGAGGGUUCUGUGAAAGAGAUGCUGAACCUGUCCCAGCAAGAGUAUGUGACGAGGAUCGAGGAGCUGAACCAGGCACUGGGGGAGUCCUGGGAGCAGGACCAGAGGGUCAAGGCCCUCAAGAUCGCCAUACAGUGUGCCAAGCUCCUGGUGGACACGUCCGUCAUCCAGUUCUACCCGAGCAAGUUUGUCCUCAUCACGGACAUUCUCGACAACUUCGGAAACUUGGUCUACCAGAGGAUUCAUUCCAAGGCCGAGUACUUCAAGGCAGGAAGUCGAGUCGCCAUUCCACUACCAGAGAACUUCACCCCCGACCAAGUGCCCGAGUCGGCGAAGGAAACAUGUCGCAACUGGUUCUUCAAGAUUGCCUCUGUCCGGGAGCUGAUUCCACGCUUCUACGUGGAGACGGCCAUCCUCAAGUCGUACAGCUUCCUGACUCAGAAGGAGUAUUCGACGGCGCUGAUGCGGCUGACGAGAGUCAUCUGCGGGAUAGGAGACCCCCUGGUGGCCGCAUAUGCUCGCUGCUAUCUCUGCCGCGUGGGAAUGUCGGUUGCACCGGAGGCGCACGAACACGUCCUGGAGAACUUCUGGGACUUCCUUCUCACGUAUCCCCAGCUUCAGAGGCCCCUGGUGCAGCAGACGCUGCAGCAGCAGCACAUGGACAUGGGCACCUACCUGACCCUCUACUGCCCGGCCCUGGACUGGAUCCUGCAGUGCGUCGCCUACAGGGCUCCCGAGAACGUGCUCACCGAGGUGCUCGCGCGCUGCAAGUCGCAGUGCAACAGUGCCCUGCUACUCAACUCCAUCAUGACUGCCUUCAAGCCAGAGUUCAUUGCAAACAGAGCCCUGGAGUUUGUGAACAUGAUGAAGGAGUGCGACGACGCCACUUUUCCAAAGCACGUGAUGUUUCGAACCUUGGGCCUGUGCCUGCUGGUGUCCGAUCCACCGGAGGAGCAGAAGCUCCAGGUCCUCAACGAAGUCUGGAAAGUGGUCUCCAAGCUCAAGAAUCCAGCCGACUACAUGAGCUGUGCCGAGGUCUGGAUAGAGUACCCCUGCAAACACUUCACGAAGCGCGAGAUCAACACAUUCCUCGGAGCGAUCAUCAAGCAGAUGGUUCCGGACCGUGCCUUUGAGAACCACUACACCCAGCUGGGAGCUGUCGUGGACCGGAUCCUGGUGCAUGUCCACGACUUCGCAGUCCUCUUCUCCAUCGACCACUUCCUCCCGUUCCUUGACCUUCUCCAGAAGGAGUCCGUCAAGGUGGACGUCUGCAAGAACAUCAUGGAUGCCUUCCUCAAGUACCAGAAGGAGGUGACCCACGAUCCGGUCAUCGUGAACGCGCUCAUGUACAUCUGCAAGACCAUGCACAACUCGGUCAAUGCCCUGACCCUGGAGGACGAGAGGCGUCAGAUUGCCGCGCUCAUCUGCGGCUUCCUGCAGCACAUCAGCUUUGGGCGGGACUUCGAGCAGCAGCUGUCGUUCUACGUCGACUCGCGUGCCGCCUUCAGCUCGCUCGAUCCCGUACUGGUGGAGCUGGUCCAGGACGUGAACGUGCUGGCAAUGAGGACGCGGCAGGUGGUGAAGGGCCAUCACACUCGGAAGACGGCCGCGUUCGUGAAGGCCUGUGCAGCGUACUGCUUCAUCACCAUUCCGUCCCUGAACAGCGUGCUGGGGCGUCUGGAGCUGUACCUGCUGUCGGGGCAGGUGGCGCUUCUUAACCAGUGCCUCUCUCAGGCGGACUCAUUCUUCAAGGCGGCCAUCAGCCUGAUGCCCGAGAUGCCCCACACCAUUGAGCUGGAGGGGAAGCAGAAAAGCUCGGAACCCUUCCUCCUCUCCUUCAUCAACAACUUCCUCUCCACCCUGCUCUUUGUGCCCGAUCACCCGGAGCAGGAGCCCCUGUACCUGCUGCGGGGCCUGCUCAACGUGGUGCAGGACUACCUGUGGGACUCGCACAGUGACGCCCGGGCCGUGGCAUUCCUCAACGUUCUAAACCUGCUCACAGCACUCAGCCAGGACAACUACCUCCACCACAUCGACAAGGUUGACUCGAAUGACGCCUUGUACGGCGGCGACCCCAAGUUCACGGCCCAGAUCAGCGAGCUGUGCGGGAGCGUCAUGGACGAGGUGCUCAGCCACCUCAAGUACCUGGGCGAUGCUGGUCAGUACCAAAGACAGGCAGCGCUUGCCAUGGAGCUGCUGAACCGCAUCCUGAUUGGUGGCAGCCUCGAGAACAAAUCCCUGCUUUCACUCUGCGUCAACCUGUGGAACCUGGCCCACAAGCACGGCACUCUGGACCACAAGGCAUCGGUGCGGUGCCUGGAGUUUGUGAAGCAAAGAGCAGCCAGGCCCAAAGGAAGGCCGUACUCGGAACUGGCGUGCAGGCUGCAGAUUCCGUCUCCAGUCUGACCGUCCCACACUGCGCCGUGGGACUGUUCCUUAGAAACCGUCGUUGAAAGUCUUGUCACCGUACAACAUGUUUUGCUUACAAAAAAAAAUAAUAAUAAUAAAGGCAACCCCUUUCUU